AAUGGAAAUGAUGUUUUACAAAAAUAUUUUGUAAUAACCUAACAGUUUUACUUAGUUUUCAGCCAUUGUACACGAAAGAAAUAUUUCGUACUUAACAGUUUUUUAAACGUCGGUCAGAAUGUUUGGAACUUGCCACAAGCUACUGAAAGGAAUAAGUAUUGGCGUAAACGCGAGGUAUAUGGGUAGGUUCCGAACAAACAGAUUUAACCCAUGGACCAAUUUGCAAAAAACCAUUGGCCAAAAAAAGCCGGAAGCAGUAGAUGCAGACGUGUCGGCGUUUAAAAGCAAGCAUUUGGUUAACAUACCGAACCCCUACGAAAAGGAAAAACGGUCGUGCAUYCUCUGCAAAAUGAACAUUAUCCCGGACUACAAGAACACCAGGAUGUUAUCGCAGUUUAUAUCCCGUUUUACUGGUCGCAUUUACGGUAGACACAUUACAGGUCUUUGCCGGCACAAACAGGAGCACGUUGAAAAAGAAAUUAAAAAAUCCAGGGAAGCGGGUUUGAUGCCUUUUUAUUUCAGGAAUCCAGAAUUUAGCCAUGAUCCUAAACUGUUCGACCCUGACAAUCCGUUUAGACCUCAUAGUUAUUAGUGUUAUAAAAUCAUAUAAAAAUUAAUGUUUAUUCAAAAUCAAUUGUUCAGUUCAAUAAUAAUAAAAUGUAGAUGUGUGUUUUAUAUGAAAGUAUACAUGUAUGUGCAUUGUGMAUUAGUUUCUAUAAAUUAAACUGGUAUGUCCUUUUUCACACGAAA
Molecule: messenger RNA, 750 nt
Organism: Diuraphis noxia (Russian wheat aphid)
Lineage: Eukaryota; Metazoa; Arthropoda; Insecta; Hemiptera; Aphididae
Gene: mRpS18C
Product: mitochondrial ribosomal protein S18C
Biological process (GO): mitochondrial translation
Cellular component (GO): mitochondrial small ribosomal subunit; ribosome
Molecular function (GO): structural constituent of ribosome; small ribosomal subunit rRNA binding
Source: RefSeq, a predicted model, not a curated record